Messenger RNA from Akanthomyces muscarius, 867 nucleotides. RefSeq lists its product as uncharacterized. Gene Ontology annotation, molecular function: hydrolase activity, acting on halide bonds, in C-halide compounds. NCBI's taxonomy places the organism in Eukaryota, Fungi, Ascomycota, Sordariomycetes, Hypocreales, Cordycipitaceae. The record is from RefSeq and is a predicted model, not a curated record. The transcript has a single exon. The coding region runs from base 1 to 867 and encodes 288 amino acids.
AUGUCUCCAAGCGCCAUUUCACCGCUUGCAUCCAUCAAGGCGCUCACCUUUGACGUCUUUGGAACGACUGUCGAUUGGCGCACUUCCGUCAUUGACGAGCUGGGGCUGCGCGUCCACCGCAAGCUCAGCACUAGCUCCGACGCCGAUGGCGCCCCCUCCACGGAGCUGCGCGAUCGGCUCGAAUACCUCAACACCAAUUACACCGGCCACGAGAGCCAAGAGAACUGGACGGCGCGCUUCGCUGAUGCCUGGCGCUCCUCGUACUGGUUCUUUGUGCGGUCGCAGGCCAAGGCAGGCGUCCAGGACACGGCCACGUUCAAAACAACAGAGGAGCAUUUCUACGAUAGCCUGAUUGAGCUCUUGGAAGAGUACCACCUUGAGGGUCUGUUUUCGGACGCGGAGCUCAAGUCGCUCAGUAUGGUGUGGCACCGCCUCGCGCCCUGGCCGGAUACCGUCGAGGGCUUAGCCAAGCUGGCGGCGCCGCCGCUGAACUUGCAGACUGCGACGUUGAGCAACGGCAGCACGGAUUUGAUCAAGGAUCUGAACGACUUCGGAGAGUUGGGUUUUCAGCACCAGUUCUGUGCCGAGUCGCUGAAGGCUUACAAGCCAGCGCCGGAGACGUACCUCGGCGCGGCGAAGGAGUUGGGUCUGCAGCCAGAGGAGGUGGCCAUGGUGGCGGCGCACAUGUCCGAUCUUGAGGCGGCGAGGAAAGUUGGCCUACGGACCGUGUAUGUAGAGAGACGAAAGGAGGAAGAAUGGCGGGAUCAUCAGCUGGAGGAGGCCAAGGCGUGGGUUGACCUCUGGAUCAAGGAGGAUGAGGGAGGGUUUGUUGCGCUGGCGAAACGUCUCGACGAGCUGAGAUUAUAG